Messenger RNA from Rosa chinensis, 4315 nucleotides. RefSeq lists its product as uncharacterized. Bases 96 to 4043 code for a protein of 1315 amino acids. The record is from RefSeq and is a predicted model, not a curated record. The transcript is spliced from 11 exons. Gene Ontology annotation, molecular function: microtubule binding. Lineage: Eukaryota; Viridiplantae; Streptophyta; Magnoliopsida; Rosales; Rosaceae.
GCCGCUUUCAAAUCUUUUCAAAAAAUAAAAGAUGCACCAAGGCCUGAGCACACACUAACAUUUCCGAUCUUUCCACAACUCUGAGAGAGAGAAAAAUGGAUUCCGAUCUCCCUCUGAUCGAAAUCGCCGGAGAAGACGACUCGCUUCUUCAGUCGACUCCACACGGCGCCGUUUCGACCAGCACCGCCACCAACGACGACGCCUAUUUCUUUUGCUCGCCUCUCCAACCCCCCAGAUCCAGACCCAAAGAGGGUGUGAAAGUGAAUGGGGAUACCCAAAAAUCUUCAUGUAGGGAUAGUAUGAAUAAAGAGAACACUAACUUGAACAAGAUUGAAGAAAAGAAAUUCAGCCUCCACCCGCAGCAAAUGAAGAGGAAAAAGAAGGGAGGAUACAAUUUGCGUAAAAGCCUUGCUUGGGAUCGAGCUUUCUUUGAGGAAGAAGGUGUAUUGAACUCCGAAGAAUUAUCCAUGAUUACUGGCAGUGUAAACUCUAGUGGGUCGCUGUCAGUCAUCCAUGAAGAGACUAGUUGUGGUACUGAUUCAGCGUAUCUUCAGGGGCUUGAAGAUAACUUAUUCAAGGAGAUUCCGGGAAGUACACCAAAGAAAGAUGGGAUUACUGGUGGCAGACCAUUGCCAAAGCAUGCUUCACCAGCUAGAGAUAAUGCAGUCCCAGGUUCUGCGGGCAGACGGAAGGUGCUAUCAGCUCGUGAUAGCAAUAGAAGUGGCUCAAAACGCAGUGGUUGCCCUCGCCCUAUGGCUUCCUCUUCUCUGAAAAGGCCUGCAAAUGUGAAUACUCUCAAGUCAGCAACUAAAGAACCAAAAAUUUCUAAGCUACCUGUUCCAAAACCUGUUCCAUGUGCUCUCUCUAAGACAUCCAAGAACGUGACGGUUGGUGCAAGUGAUCUAAAACAGAGUCAGAUUGCUCAUCCUGUCAAUUUGAACAACACCAAAACUGGUCUAAAUAAUGCAAAAGUUGGUCCUAUGGGAAAAUCCUUGACUGCUAAAAGUUGUACUCGUCCAACCAGAAGAAAUGUGGCCAGUUCAGUGAAGUCUUCACCAACCAAAGCACAAUGUCUGCCGGUUACAGAAGCAAAAAAUGGAUCAGAGGUUAUCACAAAACAAGCACUUCCUUCUGCCAGUCAUGCAUCAUACUGCCGUGAUGACAGACUUAGAAAAGUUGCAGUUCCUCUUCCUCACACUGGUGUGAACUUGCCACAUACUCAACUCCAAACAUCAAAACCAUCAGGUUUGCGGAUGCCAUCACCCUCGCUGAGUUUCUUUAAUCAGCAAAAAGCUUCUUCUUUACCUGGCUCCCAUAAGAGCAGUUCACAACCAUGCAAAAUUCCUAAGUUUAGGCAAAUUGGUUCUGUAAAUCCAAGUCAUGAAUUGGGGCCGCCUUCACUUGGGAAAAUGCCAAAUGUGACGAAUGCUGGGACAGUAAUGGGAAAUAUUAAUGUUCAGUGUUCAAGUUCAAGUUCCGUUCUAUCUGAUACUAGCCCUGCGGCAAUGGACAAAGUGGAUUCAGUCUCGCAAAUAAGACAUGUGCGGGCGGAACUCAAGGUAUCAUCUAAGUCAAAAGGUUAUGGUAUGACAGAGGAUCACAGAAAGUUAAAUAGCAUACCUGUUCAUGGCUACCAACAAUCUACCCCACAAGCAGAACCAAAUAUUACUGAAGAGCUUUCUUACAUGGAAGAUGUAGAAUUUCAGAGGAGUGAUGAUAAAUGUCUAAUGGAUCAGGGGUUGUCUCUUGCAUUUCCUCCAAAAAGUACAGAGAUUCAGGGCCACAGUUUCGAGAAGGUUGCAGAUGCUAGUCCAGAAGUCCAAAAUGGUAGUGCAGCUGAAUACAAAAUAGCUGAUGCCUUCUCUUACUCUAGAUGUGAAGAUCAAGCAAAAGAUGAUAUUAGUACAUUGAAGACAAUGAGUAGGAAUCUGCAUGUGGAAGAUGCACAAAUGCUGGCUUCAGAUAGAAAAACAGAUGAAAUCAAUGAUGUCAAGCUGAGCACAUCAGCUCCUGAUAAUUGGCAAUUGGUGAAAGUUGAUAGUGAAAAACCUGAACACCAAGACCUUUCAAAUCCCUGCUACAUUGGAGAACAAGUUUACCAGGAUGAAAGAUUAAACUUAAAUGAUUGUGUAUUGGAUAGUUUUGAUGUUCUUCCUGAAGAUUCCCAGCAGAACAAUGUUCUUCCGCGUUUUGAGUCAAAUGAAGCAGAAGGAAGUGGUGCCUGCCCAAGUGAACCCGCAAUUUCCAGAAACCUUUCUGUUAUACCACCUGUGAUGCUUGAUUGCAGGUUUAAUGAAGUGGAAAUGGUGGACUCCCCUAGUGUGGAGAAUAUUGCAUCGGUAUCUGAAGACAAUAGGCCAGUGGUUGAGAACCACAACCUUGAUACACAGUUCAGGAAUGACAUUCGUCUUCAUGGGCAAGCUUCUUUGGAAUUGCACAACAUGGAUGAAGAUCAAAGAAGAGUUUCACUGACUGCUCAUGAUAUUAAGACAACUUCUUUAAAAAGUGGAGAUUCGACGUCCCAACUAAACCUGACAAUGCAGGUUGAGGCUAGUUCUGCAAAAGACACAAUUGAGCACAGAUAUUUGGGAUUUAAAGGUUCUGAUUUAUCUGUUGAAAGUAGCUGUCAUGCCCCUCAGUUGCAGCCUGAAUAUGACAUAAUCUCUUGCCACCAAGAUACUUCAAUGGCGCAAAUUAAAUUCAUGAGUGAUGAAAGAAAUGUAAUUGAAGAGGAAACUAACGUGCCAAGUGGUGAAUUUGAUGAUGGCAAACACAAUGUUCAACAAGCUAAGCAGGUUAUGUCUUGCUUUAGGGCAGAAGCUAGAAUCCUGAACUGGAAUCCAGGGGAUUAUGGCCUUUCAUUUGAAGGUAGCAAAUCUGUGGAAGAGUGCCACAAAUAUAACACUGGGAACAGUGAAGAUAUCAGUUUGAAAGUAAACUGGUGUGAUGCAAGUGGAUUGCAAAGCCCCCCUGAUCUAUCUAAGCAUGAAAUCUUGGAAGAAGCAAAUAAACAAGUUGAUGAAGGUAAUGAUGUGAUUAAGGAACCCCUACCUGGAUCUCCAGAGGAGUGGUCAGUUGCAAAUUGCAGGUACUCAGUGGGUUUUAAUAAUGCACAUAAACUAUCUGGAUGUCCAGAGCUUCGGCAUCCAAAUAUUGUAGAAGUACAAGUAUCACAGGAAUUUAAGCCCAGAUCAGAUUUGAAUGGAAAUUUGCUUGCAAAUAAUGCUUCCUGUAAGGAAUGUGAGGAAACUGAUGAGCUUGUUUUAGAUCGGAACGAUGCUUGUGGAAGUGAACCCAAGUGUUCAGAUGCUUGUAUGGAAGGAGCACCAGCAAUACCUGACGGCACACCUGAUUUGGGGGGAAAGGUUGACUACUCACAACUGGAACUUGCAGCGACUAGAAGUUCCAUGGUUGAGCAAUCACCAGAAAAUGUUCACGGUUUUACAAAGUCCAGGGAUACCAAUAGGCUAUGUGAUCAAGCUGCUUCUGUGGAGUCUGACUCAUCUGCAAAGACAACCAAUGAAGAAGAUUCUGUGCAAACUUUGGCAUGUAAUUCCUUGGAAGGGAAACUAAGGUCAUCCCUUAUUUCUGAUCAGACAUCACCAAGUGGAAGCAUUCUGCAGGAUAAUGAAGUUAAUGUAUUGAGCAGCAACACUUUGGCAGAGGAUGCUGAAACUAAUAUCUUGAACAUUAAUCAUACUCUUGACGAUGAACUGCAGCAAGGAUUAGAUGAUACCAUGUACCCACCAAAAGAUAAGGAUGCAACAAAAGAGCUUAAGAAGUCUAGGAGCGGAAGGAAGCAAGAUGGCCUUGUUAUAAAACCUCCAUCAGAUGCUGUUCCAUUCUCUGAUGAAUGGUUAGCUGCAAUUGAAGCAGCUGGAGAGGAAAUUUUAACCAAGAAAGGUGGUGCUGUACAGAAUUCACCCCCGAACAAGUCUCCUCCUCAACUAGGUCCAUAUUCGCCGGUGAAACGGAAACAAAAUCAAGUAAUCGGACCAUUUGAUUGUACAAAACAUACCAACAACCCCCCCGGUUCUCAAUAACCUAAGAGGGGUUUGCCUAAUCAUUCGAUGUCAUUCACAAUAUGACAGCCUUUUUUCCUUUGUCAACAACCCAAUGUCAUCGUCACUAAUUCUCUACUGACAUUUUCCACAAUACCUUCCUCUAGAACAUAUAAUUGAAAAAUCCUUCCUUUCUUUUUCCAUUUCUUUUUAGAUUUUACCACUUUUGUUUUGCCUGCAUUUCCAAAUGAAUAGUGCAGUGCAAACUUUCUCUCAAGAAAUGCACACUGGGUACAAGUUUAAAUUUUUGAGCA